AUGCUUAUUUUACAAACAAUCGCUUUCUUCUAUAUAAUGAUAUGUGCAGAGGAUUCGAGCAACUCCGAUGAUGGCCUCCAAGCAAGUGGCGACGGCCUCCUAUCGAGGGUGCUUCGGAAGUCUUUUCAAGCGCUAUCCGAGUACCGAGAAGUCCUCACAGCUGAUCGAAGAUUCCGGCUUCUUCUUGGAUUGAAUCUAUUGGCUUUUGGUGUGGAGCUCUUCAUAUUCGCUGGAAUGAUGGAUAUUCAGUACUCCUAUCUUCGAUUCAAAUUGGGAUGGGGUGAUAAGCAGUACGGAUGGUUUAGCGGGCUACAGUAUGCUGUAACAACUGCGACUGUAAUGGUCGUGUAUCCAUUACUAUAUAUUCGAGGAUUGACUGACGGCAUUCUUGGAUGUCUUGGUUUGUUCGCAAAGAUGAUAUCUCUAAUCAUGCUUGCCUUCGUAGCAAACACAGGAAUGGCGUACUCAGUGAUUGUAUUCACGUCUCUGAACCGUUUCGUCUCAACUGGAUUCCGGUCAUUCAUUUCCAGUAUCAUAGAAACCGGUGAACAGGGUAGAAUGUUCUCUGUUAUUGCCUUAUUGGAGGGCACAACAGGUAUUUUGGCAAGUGCAUUUUUCAAUAAUGUAUAUCCGGAAACGCUACAUUUUUUCCCUGGGUUGCUCUAUCUUGUAAGUGCAGCAUUACUGCUGAUUCCUCUUCUGAUCCUCGGGUACGCCGUAUACUUUUACUUUCUGAAUGAU
Messenger RNA from Ostertagia ostertagi, 741 nucleotides. The record is from the annotation of a GenBank genome assembly. NCBI's taxonomy places the organism in Eukaryota, Metazoa, Nematoda, Chromadorea, Rhabditida, Trichostrongylidae.